This is a messenger RNA of Manis javanica (Malayan pangolin), 1046 nucleotides long. The record is from RefSeq and is a predicted model, not a curated record. Lineage: Eukaryota; Metazoa; Chordata; Mammalia; Pholidota; Manidae.
UUUUUAAAUGUCUUUAUUCCAAAUCAAAGUGAUGGGAGGAUCCAUUGUUUUCUUUCCUAGAUAUGUGGAAAGUUGAUGAUCUUCUACCAGAACACCUACAAAAAGGAAGUACGGAGAAUAGCCUUGUACAGUGGCCCAAACAUAACACCUUUAAAGAUUUUGUUCAUCAGGAUAGAAGUCACUCUGUGUUAAGGCAAAGUCAUGGUAUGUUUGACUCCCAUGGAAAAAGUAUAAAAUCAGAUUUAACUUUACUUAACCAGAGCAGAAGCUAUGAAAUAAAUAAUCCUGUUGAGCUUAUGGGAGAUGGGAAAUCCUUUCUCCAUGUUAAGCAUGAAAUUCAAUUUUCUGAAAGCCAAAAACCUAGCACUCAGUAUGGAGUCAUCAAACAUAAGAAGUCUCAAAAAAUAGUGAAGAUUCACGUAUGCACUGAAUGUCGGAAACCCUUCAUCAAGAAGUCUUGGCUCACUGAACACCUGAAAACACAUACAGGAGGGAAACCUCUUGAAUGCACUGAAUGUGGAAAAGCCUUCAUCAAGAAAUCACAGCUCAGUGUACAUCAGAAAAUACAUACAGGGGAGAAAUCAUUCGUGUGCAGUGAAUGUGGAAAAGGCUUCAGCCAGAAGGGAAGUCUCAUGGUACAUAUGAGGAUUCAUACAGGUGAGAAACCUUUUUUAUGCAAUGAAUGUGGAAAAACCUUCAUCCAGAAGGGACAUCUCAUGGUACAUCUGAGGAUUCAUACAAGUGAGAAACCUUAUGUAUGCAAUGAAUGUGGGAAAGGCUUCAACCAGAAGGCAUACCUCAUUGCACAUCAGAGAUUUCACACAGGAAAGACUCCCUUUUUGUGCAGUGAAUGUGGAAAACCCUAUUCCCGGAAAUCAAGCCUCAUUAAACAUCAAAGAAUUCACACAGGAGAUAAACCCUUUAAAUGCAGUGAAUGUGGGGAGGCCUUUAUUUGGAAAGCACAACUAGUUACACAUCAGAAAACUCAUAAGGGGAAACUUCAUUCAGUCAAGAAUCCUUCCUCAGAGAGUCACAGGUCAUCACUG